Megalobrama amblycephala (Wuchang bream) is the source of this 4415-nucleotide messenger RNA. Its product is annotated as multidrug and toxin extrusion protein 1-like. Gene Ontology annotation, molecular function: antiporter activity; xenobiotic transmembrane transporter activity. NCBI's taxonomy places the organism in Eukaryota, Metazoa, Chordata, Actinopteri, Cypriniformes, Xenocyprididae. The record is from RefSeq and is a predicted model, not a curated record. Bases 852 to 3893 code for a protein of 1013 amino acids. Gene Ontology annotation, biological process: xenobiotic detoxification by transmembrane export across the plasma membrane. The transcript is spliced from 32 exons. Gene Ontology annotation, cellular component: membrane.
GUGUAAAUGAUGACAGAAUUUCCGUUUUUGGAUGAACUAUCCCUUUAAUAUGAUCUGACAGAGCCUCUGUCCCUUGAACUCUUUAGCAUAGACUCUCUUCAUAAAAACAUCAGAAUUACUGUCUCAGGAUUAUGUUGACCACAUUCUUGAGUGUAACACAAUAGGCCCUUUACAAACUUGAAAGAGGGGAAAGUAAGCCCUCCAGUGGCUGCUGAGAUAAAGCACAGAAGUCAUGCUGAAUAUAUUCUCAUUUUAGGACAUUUAGUCAUCAGUGACAGCUCAGUGUUACGCUUUUGGAACAAUAAAUUGAAUUAUAAUCUGACCCACUUUUGGCCUCUGUUAGUCCAGUCAUCAUUCACAUUUAUAAAACUUAUGUUAUUAACUUAGAUUUAUAAAACUUGUAUAUUAAACUUAAAUUAUUGUAGGUUCAAUAAUAUGAUCAAUUCAAUCAAUGAUGUUAAAUAAUAUAAUAAACUUGAAUAAAACCAGUUAAUUUAGAUGUUACCAUUUUUUCAGUGAAUAUGAGAGUGCUUGAUCUCUAGAUACAAAAGCGUUCUAGAGAAAAGUCCUACAGUAAAAUGUAUGUUAUCUGCACCACAAGGUUUUCAUUAUGCAAAUGUAACGACCAGCUAACAUGACUAUCAGCAAUGCCUGCUCUGCACACAGAGGGAGUUUUUGGUGUUUAGUGGAUGUUAUGUUGGGGUUCUUCAGGAAGAUGUUGGUGUCCAUUUAAUGGAAUCUGACCUGCACAUCAGUGACUGCUGAACCUUGUGACUAACAGGAAUAAGCUACUGUCAGUUACUCUUGAAAAGUCUGCCUGUAGCAGACCUUGAAGGGGACUGGCUUCAGUAAUGGAAACAGACAGUAUUAUCACAGAAACUCAGAUAAAUAGAUACCCAAAAUAUGAGAGAAGCGAUGAUGCUCAGUCGACGUCGAGUUCACGGAUUGUUUGUGAUGAAUGUCGAAGAAAACUCAGAAGUUUGUUGCCGGUAAAUUAUAAAGAAGAAAUUAUAAAGCUGCUAAAACUGGCUGGACCAGUGUUUAUAUCUCAGCUGAUGAUCUUUCUGAUCAGCUUCAUCAGCACUGUGUUCUGUGGGCACUUGGGGAAAACUGAACUGGCUGGUGUGGCUCUGGCUAUUGCUGUUAUUAAUGUGACUGGCAUCUCCAUCGGCUCUGGAUUGGCAUCUGCAUGCGAUACACUCAUCUCUCAGACGUUUGGGAGUAAUAAUCUGAAGAGGGUGGGUGUGAUACUGCAGAGAGGGAUUCUCAUCCUCCUGUUGGCCUGUUUCCCCUGCUGGGCGCUGCUCAUCAACACAGAGCCAAUCCUGCUGGCUGUCCGGCAGAAUCCCAGUGUGGCCAGUCUGUCACAACUCUAUGUAAAAAUAUUCAUGCCUGCUCUGCCUGCUGCCUUUAUGUAUCAGCUGCAGGGAUUGUAUCUUCAAAAUCAGGGUAUUAUUUGGCCUCAGGUCAUCACAGGAACAGCAGGGAACAUCCUCAACAUUUCAAUAAACUACAUCUUUCUUCAUCUGCUUGAUCUUGGUGUGGCAGGAUCUGCUGCUGCAAAUGCAAUUUCCCAGUAUUCCUUGGCUGUGAUUCUCUAUGUGUACAUCCAAUGUAUGGGCCUGCAUAAAGCCACCUGGGAUGGCUGGUCUCGUGACUGUCUGCAGGAAUGGGGAGCCUUCAUUUACUUGGCUCUUCCCAGCAUGCUCAUGCUUUGUGUGGAUUGGUGGACAUUUGAAAUUGGUGGAUUCCUGGCAGGACUCAUCAGUGAGGUUGAGCUGGGCGCUCAGUCUGUCAUCUAUGAACUGGCCAGCAUUAUGAAUAUGUUUCCAAUGGGAUUUGCAGUGGCAGCCAGUGUGAGAGUGGGAAAUGCUCUUGGAGCUGGAAACACAGAACAAGCCAAGCUGUCUGCCAAAGUGUCUUUAAUCUGUGGACUACUUGUUUCCUGUGUGAUUGCAACGAUAAUUGGAGGUACUAACAACAUUAUUGGAUACAUCUUUAGCAGAGAUGAGGAAAUUGUCCUCAGAGUUUCACAGGUCAUGAUCCUGUAUGGCUUUAUUCAUCUAUUCGAUGCCACUUCCGCAAUUACAGGUGGCAUUGUCAGAGGUACUGGAAAGCAGAUGCUUGGUGCUCUUUGUAACAUUGUGGGAUAUUAUUUUGUGGGAUUCCCAAUUGGAGUGUCUCUGAUGUUUGCUCUCAACAUGGGCAUAAUUGGUUUGUGGACUGGAUUUUUUGGGUGUGUCUUCCUACAGUCUUUGUUCUUCAUUAUCCUCAUUUACAAACUGGACUGGAAAAAAGUGACUCAAGAGUUUAUAUCUCAGCUGAUGAUCUUUCUGAUCAGCUUCAUCAGCACUGUGUUCUGUGGACACUUGGGGAAAACUGAACUGGCCGGUGUGGCUCUGGCUAUUGCUGUUAUUAAUGUGUCCGGCAUCUCCAUCGGCUCUGGAUUGGCGUCUGCAUGCGAUACACUCAUCUCUCAGACAUUUGGGAGUAAUAAUCUGAAGCGGGUGGGUGUGAUACUGCAGAGAGGGAUUCUCAUCCUCCUGUUGGCCUGUUUCCCCUGCUGGGCGCUGCUCAUCAACACAGAGCCAAUCCUGCUGGCUGUCCGGCAGAGUCCCAAUGUGGCCAGUCUGUCACAACUCUAUGUAAAAAUAUUCAUGCCUGCUCUGCCUGCUGCCUUUAUGUAUACGCUACAGGGAAGGUAUCUUCAAAAUCAGGGUAUUAUUUGGCCUCAGGUCAUCACAGGAGCAGCAGGGAACAUCCUCAAUGCUUUAAUAAACUACAUCUUCCUUCAUCUGCUUGAUCUUGGUGUGCCUGGAUCAGCUGCUGCAAACACCAUUUCCCAGUAUUCCUUGGCUGUGUUUCUCUAUGUCUACAUCCGCUGGAAGGGCCUGCAUAAAGCCACUUGGGAUGGUUGGUCUCGUGACUGUCUGCAGGAAUGGGGUGCCUUCAUUCGCUUGGCUUUUCCCAGCAUGCUCAUGCUUUGUGUGGAGUGGUGGACAUAUGAGAUUGGUGGAUUCCUGGCAGGGCUCAUCAGUGAGGCUGAGCUGGGAGCCCAGUCUGUUGUGUAUGAGCUGGCCACUAUUGCAUAUAUGUUUCCACUGGGAUUUGCAGUGGCAGCCAGUGUGAGAGUGGGAAAUGCUCUUGGAGCUGGAAACACAGAACAAGCCAAGCUGUCUGCCAAAGUGUCUUUAGUCUGUGGAUUACUUGUUUCAUGUGUGGUUGCAACCGUUAUUGGAAGUACCAAAGAUGUUAUUGGAUACAUAUUUACCACAGAAGAAGAAAUAGUGCUCAGAGUAUCAGAGGUCAUGAUCAUGUAUGGCUUCUUUCAUCUAUUUGACGCCACUGCGGGCAUUACAGGUGGCAUUGUCAGAGGUGCUGGAAAGCAGCUGUUUGGUGCUCUUUGUAAUAUUGUGGGAUAUUAUUUUGUGGGAUUCCCAAUUGGAGUGUCACUGAUGUUUGCUCUCAGCAUGGGCAUAAUCGGUCUGUGGAUUGGGUUUUUUGGGUGUGUCUUCCUACAGUCUUUGUUCUUCAUCAUCCUCAUUUGCAAACUGGACUGGAAAAAAGCGACUCAAGAGGCCUUGAUCAGAGCUGGUGUACAAGCCCCUGAGACCAAAGAUGAAUCUUAUGCUAUGGAAAAUAAGGGCUGCACAGAAGAAGUGCCAGAAGAGUCCCUGCACACUGAAGAAAGCCAGACAGAUGCAAACACUGAUCUGGAAGGACUCGGUAAAGGAGAAGGAGGAAUAACAGACGCUGACACAAAGGUCAUAGUUGGAGUGGUUUUGACCACCAGACAGCUGGUUGUUCGUCGAGGACUUGCAGUUUUUUUCAUGCUGCUUAUACUAGCUGGAGGGAUUGUGUUAAAUGAGGUGCUCACUGGAAUUCUCAGAUGAGCAUAUUAAAUACAGAGCUUUGUCUACAAUGAAAAUUUUUAAAAAUCCACCACUGCCUAAGCAAAGUUAAUAAUAUUUGAGAGGUAGAUGAUUGUCUUAUUUAUUUUUCUAUUUAUUUCUUAAUUUUUAGUUCUGAUAUCAGUUGUGUUAAUUGUAUUAUACUGUUAUUGUGAAAGUUUUAUUGAAUUUCAAGAAUAAAAUAAGUGACAAGCUGUAACAGUUACUUGACAUGUAUUUUUUAUUUAUUGUCAGUACUGAGGUUGUUCAUAUGGAAUAAAAAAUUUUUUUUUUUUCUGUCUCUCACACAAUUGUGAGUUUAUAUCUCAAAAUUCAGGACAAAAGUAUUGACUUUCUCUUUUUUUUUCUCACCACCAUGUCCCUUUAGAGGCUCCAUAGACAACACUUAGCCUGUUUAGUUAAAUUGCUUGGUGUUGAACAUCACUGAAAUGAAACUAUAUGAUCCUUGUGUUGUUGUCUUGAUUUUAAGCGUUAUUUCAAAAAUAAAAUUUCUGUCAUUAAUUA